Megalobrama amblycephala (Wuchang bream) is the source of this 2681-nucleotide messenger RNA. RefSeq names its product multidrug and toxin extrusion protein 1 (gene slc47a5). The transcript is spliced from 17 exons. Gene Ontology annotation, molecular function: antiporter activity; xenobiotic transmembrane transporter activity. Bases 128 to 1891 code for a protein of 587 amino acids. Gene Ontology annotation, biological process: xenobiotic detoxification by transmembrane export across the plasma membrane. Gene Ontology annotation, cellular component: membrane. Lineage: Eukaryota; Metazoa; Chordata; Actinopteri; Cypriniformes; Xenocyprididae. The record is from RefSeq and is a predicted model, not a curated record.
UCAUCUAAUCAGUAAGCUUUUAAGAUGGUGAAACUUUGCCACAUUGACCUGAAAGAAACACAGCUGCAGCAGCAGGAUCGUCCCCUGUUGCGUCUCGGCCUCACUGCAGAUCAGGUCGAAGGAGCUCAUGGAUGUUUCAAGUCCCAGGACUGAAGCUUCAUCAAUGGAGCCUAGUUCCAAGCUUUUUUUCUGUAGAUCCGUGAGACGUUGCAUCCCUCUGGUAUACAGACAGGAGCUCUACCACAUCCUGCGAAUGACCGGACCCCUGGUUGCAUCGCGCAUUCUAAAUUAUCUCCUGCCGUUUGUCAUAACAAUGUUUUGCGGUCGCCUGGGAAACAGUGUGCUGGCUGGUUAUGGAAUGGCUUCAGCUACGAUAAACAUUACAACUGCAGCUACAGGUGGAGGUCUUGCGCUAGCAGCUGACACCCUAAUCUCUCAGACCUUUGGUGGGGAGAACCUGCGCCGUGUUGGCAUCAUCUUGCAGAGAAGUGUCCUGAUCCUCCUGCUCUUCUGUUUGCCCUGUUGGGCUCUGCUCAUCAACACCCAACCCAUCCUUCUGCUGCUGGGUCAAGACCCAGAGGUGGCCAGGAUAGCUCAGCUCUAUGUGGUCUGUUACCUGCCAGCAGUCCCAGCUAUGUUUUUGCAUCAGCUGCAAGUAGCCUAUCUCCAGAACCAGGGUGUGAUUCUGCCUCAGAUGUAUGCAGCCAUUGCAGCCAACGUUGCAAAUGUGGUGACAAACUACAUCCUUAUCAACUGGUUGGACCUUGGGUUAUAUGGAUCUGCUGCUGCCAAUACCAUAUCUCAGAUCUAUAUUUGUGUUUUCCUAUAUUUAUAUAUUCGCUGGAGGAAGCUCCACGUUCAAACAUGGGGAGGCUGGUCAUGUGACUCACUGCAGGAGUGGGAUGGAUAUAUGAAAUUGGCCAUCCCUAGUACAAUGAUGCUCUGUUUCGAGUGGUGGAUUUAUGAGGUUGGAGGGUUCCUAGCAGGCAUGCUGGGAGAGUUGGAUCUUGCAGCUCAACAUGCAGUCAUUAUGCUGGCUUUUAUUAACUACAUGUUUCCAUUAGGGAUUCAAGGUGCAGCAUGUGUACGUGUUGGCAAUGCACUUGGAGCUGGAGAUACGGCCGGAGCGAUCCGCACCAGCAAGGUCUCUCUCACCUGCACAGCUGCCUUGGCUGUUUUGCAAGGUCUUGUGCUAGCAUCAACAAAAACCGUUAUUGGUUUCUUAUUUACUUCAGAUGGGCACAUUGUGGCGCUCGUCUCCAAACUCUUGAACGUCUACUGUGUGCUUCAGUUCUUUGAUGGUCUUGUUUGUGUCUGCAUGGGUAUUCUGUUGGGAUCAGGGCAGCAGAAGAUUGCAGCCGUUGCUAAUUUCUUUGGGUAUUACUGCAUUGGGCUUCCACUUGGCACCUCUCUCAUGUUUGCAGCAAAAUUAGACGUUGUUGGCUUUUGGCUGGGACUUCUCAUUUGUGUUUGUGUGCAGUCCAGUUUUUUCAUUGCAGUCAUUUUUAGACUCAACUGGGAAAGAGUGACCAAAGAGGCAGUGGAACGAGCUGGAAAGAGUAAAAUCUCUGCAGUGUCCCCUGAUGGUCUCACUGCGAGGCACAGUGAGAAUGGGGAUGAGUACUUGACUGUGAGCUCAAAUGAUCAGGAUGAGGGGCCAGACGUGACUCACGUGGAGGAAAAGCCCACAGCUCUGCUCUCUACUGCUCAGCUGAUCCUCAGGAGGGGUCUGACCACCCUCGCUGCUCUUCUCAUCCUAGCUGCAGGGAUAGUCAUCCAUCUCAUUGUGCCUUUACCUGACGUGUCUUAUGCUCUGAGGUCAAAUACUACUUUGGAAUCAAACUUUACCACACCUUCAACUCUCAUCCAUUCAACUUCAAUCUCAAUCUGAAAACAAGAGUGUAGAGCUGUGACUGUUCUUACAGGUAUAUCCCAGGUAUUUUAUUAACCAUUUUCUAGAAAGUUAAAAAGUUUCUAAAACAAAAAUAAUUGCUGAAGCAUUACAUACACCUAAAAAUUUAAUUAUAUAUAUGGUAAAUUAAUUAUAUUAUAUUAUAUUAUAUUAUAUUAUAUUAUAUUAUAUUAUAUUAUAUUAUAUUAUGUUAUGUUAUAUUAUAUUAUAUUAUAUUAUAUUAUAUUAUAUUAUAUUAUAUAUCUCUAAUUAGAAAGUAAGACAAACACUGAUUAAGAAAAUUUUAUUUUGAAAUAUUUAUUUUAAGAAAUACUGAUUUGUCCUUUUUUUUCUUUCAUUCUUUUUUUUUUUUUUUUUUGAAAUUUAUUUUAUGUUUUAUUAUUCCCAGCUGGCUGUAUCAGCGAUUACUAAUGUAUUUGACUCUAACGUCUGAAUGAGAUUGUUUUGGAGCGACAAGAAAGACAUAAUCCAUUAACUUUUCCCCAGGGAUUCAUGGGGCAGAAACUCAUUUUUACGGUCACCUUGAAUGAAGCAGUCCCUGCCCAUGCUGAACAUGUUCUGCAGUAAUGAGAAAGGAAAAUGCCACAAUCCCUACUAAAAAUCAGGGAUUUGUAGCCUUUCCUUAUUUUACUCACGUCCUCUGGACUCGUUAAAGGGAUUGUUCACCCAAAAAUGAAAAUUACCCCAUGAUUUACUCACCCUCAAGCCAUCCGAGGUGUAUAUGACUAUCUUCUUUCAGACGAACACAAUCAGAGAUAUAUUUAAAAAC